AUGGCUCCCAGGGCGACUCCCUGGCUUCUUGCAUCGUUAUCUCCGUCAAACUUCAACAUCAAUAGAAAGUGCAGCAGCACCGGGCGCAUCUGUGUAUGCAAGUACUGGCAGGGAUCAGGUGUUCAUCAGGUACUGCAGUACUGCAGUACUUGCUCACUAUCGUAUCCGCACCACCCAGCACCUAUUGCACAUGUGCCGUACGUACGUGACUUUGCCAGGUGGGAGGCGCACAUCUGGGUGAAGGAGAUCGGCCGUCAGGUUUACCUGGGCGGCUACGAGGAGGAGGUGCACGCGGCGGAGGCGUACGACGUGGCGGUGCUGAAGUGCAAGGGAACCAAAGGAGUGCGCACGAACUUCCCGAUCAGCCAGUACCAGGGCCUGCUUCCGUCCCUGAAGGACAUCGAACUGGAGGACCUUAUCAUGGCCGUUCGGCGCCAAAGUCAGGGCUUCAGCCGCGGUAGUUCCACGUACAGGGGGGUCACUGCGCAUCUGUCGGGGCGCUGGGAGGCGCGUAUCGGCAUCCCUGGAAGCAAGCACAUCUACCUGGGGCUGUUCGAGAGCGAACGUGACGCCGCGGCCUCGUACGACAGGUCGCUGCUGCGGCUGCGUGGCUCUUCCGCUGCGACGAACUUCCCCCUCUCCGAUUACCGCCGAGAGCUUGCGGAGUACCACAGCUACCAGCAGGUGCGCAGUAUGGUUUCGUCAACAGGCCAACUGUGA
Molecule: messenger RNA, 720 nt
Organism: Volvox carteri f. nagariensis
Lineage: Eukaryota; Viridiplantae; Chlorophyta; Chlorophyceae; Chlamydomonadales; Volvocaceae
Product: pathogenesis-related genes transcriptional activator
Exons: 3
Coding region: 1-720 (239 amino acids)
Biological process (GO): regulation of DNA-templated transcription
Molecular function (GO): DNA binding; DNA-binding transcription factor activity
Source: RefSeq, a predicted model, not a curated record